Daucus carota subsp. sativus is the source of this 1559-nucleotide messenger RNA. Its product is annotated as ubiquitin receptor RAD23b. Gene Ontology annotation, biological process: proteasome-mediated ubiquitin-dependent protein catabolic process; nucleotide-excision repair. Lineage: Eukaryota; Viridiplantae; Streptophyta; Magnoliopsida; Apiales; Apiaceae. Gene Ontology annotation, molecular function: ubiquitin binding; proteasome binding; damaged DNA binding. Bases 126 to 1262 code for a protein of 378 amino acids. The record is from RefSeq and is a predicted model, not a curated record. Gene Ontology annotation, cellular component: cytosol; nucleoplasm. The transcript has 12 exons.
UCCUUCUCCGUAAAAUCAAACAGUGAGGCGGGUAUAUUAAUCUCACCAAUUCUCUUCUCGCCUAGGGUUUUGUAUUCAAAAUUCAUCAUUCGUGAAGAAGAAGAGAAAGCUUUGAACAAUUGAAAAUGAAGCUCACUGUCAAGACUCUCAAAGGCAGUCACUUUGAAAUUAGGGCUCAGCCAAAUGACACUGUCAUGGCAAUAAAAAAAAACAUCGAAGACUUGCAAGGCAAGGAUAACUAUCCAUGUGGCCAGCAAUUAUUAAUCCACAAUGGGAAGGUCCUGAAAGACGAGAGCACACUUGCUGAAAGCAAGAUUUCUGAAGAUGGAUUUCUUGUUGUCAUGCUGGGCAAGAGUAAAACUAUGAGUUCAACUGGGACACCAGCUGCACAGUCUUCAUCCGCACCAGCUCCUACUCCAGCUCCAGCCGUAGCUCCUGCUCCAGCUGCAGCUCCUGCUUCAGCUGUGAUCCCUAAUACUACUCCUGUUCCUGAAGCUACUCUAUCUCCAGCAUCUGCUCCUUCUGAUACAUAUGGUGAAGCUGCUUCCAAUGUAGUUGCUGGUUCUAAUCUCGAGCAGACCAUUCAGCAUAUUAUGGACAUGGGUGGGGGUAUGUGGGACACAAACAUGGUCUCUCGUGCACUUCGGGCUGCUUAUAACAAUCCAGAGCGAGCCGUGGAUUACUUGUAUUCUGGAAUUCCUGAAAUGGCUGAAGCUGCAGUUCCUGUGUCUCAUUUUCAGGGAGACCAGAUAAAUGCCGGAUAUAAUGCUAUUUCUGACAAUGGUGUAGCUGGGGCUGCCCCUGGAGCUCCUAAUUCAUUGCCUUUAAAUAUGUUUCCUCAGGAAACUCUUUCAGGUGUUACUGGUGCUGGUCUUGGUUCCCUUGAAUUCCUUAGGAACAACCCACAGUUCCAAACUCUACGCUCUAUGGUGCAAAGGAAUCCACAGAUCUUACAGCCCAUGCUUCUGGAGCUAGGGAAGCAAAAUCCUCAACUUCUGAGACAGAUUCAGGAACACCAUGAGGAGUUUCUGCAAUUGAUCAAUGAGCCUGUUGAGGCAUCUGAAGGGGACAUGUUUGAUCAACCUGAGCAAGAUGUGCCUCAAGAAAUUACUGUUACUGCAGCUGACCAGGAGGCUAUUGAACGACUCGAAGCUAUGGGAUUUGAUAGAGGCCUUGUUAUUGAAGCCUUUUUAGCAUGUGACCGCAACGAGGAAUUGGCGGUCAAUUACCUUCUAGAAAAUGCUGGAGAUUUUGAGGACUAAAGGUCUGUUCAGAGAGGUAUCAUCGUUGCUCAUGGAGUAUUGCGGAAGCAGACACAUUUCUUGAAAAGCUCUUCAGCAUUGAUGGCUCAUCUUUAUAGUUAUAAAUUAUAGUAGAUGGUUAAUCAAGUUACUUGUUUUUCAAUCAUGAAUGUGCCUGUAAACCGAAAAACUAGGUUGGUUUUUUGCGCAAUUGCGCUAUGACAGUUGUGAUCUUUUCUUUUAUUUCCAUAUAGGUUUUAUCAUUAGAAUAUUUAUAAAUUUGAGUAGCUUUAUAUACAAAGCCAGAAGUUGGAGUCA